This is a messenger RNA of Physcomitrium patens, 1804 nucleotides long. RefSeq lists its product as uncharacterized. The record is from RefSeq and is a predicted model, not a curated record. NCBI's taxonomy places the organism in Eukaryota, Viridiplantae, Streptophyta, Bryopsida, Funariales, Funariaceae.
UCAUCAAUUCCGAGUAGAUUUUUUCUUGAGAUCAUCACCGAGGAACUAUUCAUGAAAUUGCGAGGAUUUGAUGCUGACCCGGCGUCUCAUGCUUUGCAAUGAUUGAUUGCAACCCCAUUAGUGAGCUCCUCAUCACAAGGGCACUUUGUGAAGGCUCGCUAUGUUCUGGAAUUUUGUUUUCACAGAGUUCGAAACGAAGAAGUUGGACGAGUUUGAGGAUUGGGAAAUAAAGCGGUCGAAGCAGAUGUUAAGUUAGCAUGGGAUGAAGCGUACCGAGGGCAGGUUACAGGAGUCGAGGUGUGUGGACGUCCAGGUGGAAACCCCUUCAGGUAUGGCGCAUUCGCCGGAUUGUUCCUACGCGAAAAUGCAAUGUAGGAAGGCGGGGCUCAAGAGGCGGCGAAGAAUUAGUGACAGGAAUGUGAGUAGUCCUGUAAAAGUGGAGCGUCUGAGGUCAGCCUCGCGCAAGGUUUCACCGAGCAAGCGGCUUCAAACGACGGCAGAGGAAACGCAGGAGGAGAAUCGGGUCCCUCUGACGCCGGGUGUGAGCUACACGCAGAACGUACGGGACAGUGACGUGGUAGAUAAUGGCUCCCAUGAAUCAGAUUUCCUGUGUCGCCAAUCAUUGCUAGCGGAACUACGUCGAAGGAAUGAGGUAAUGCUCGCUGUGCAGAGACAGCGGAAUGCCGCCAUUGCAGAGGGGCAAAUGCUGCCAGAUCACGAGUGCGACCAGUCAAUGGAAACGGAGCUCUUAGAGGAGCUGCGGCGGACAAAUGAAUUGAUAGAGUCAGCUCGGAAGCAACGGGAUGAUGCAAUUGCUCCGAAGCAGCUGCAGUUGGAGGAACAGCGAAGGGUUACACACAAGGCCAGUCGAGAUCUCACUGCUGUUCAGAAACCACGUGAUGAUGCGUGUAAGGAAUCGGGGACGCAAUCGAGAUUUCAACUAGAGGACGAACACCAAAUUCAAACUGAGCUUCCGGAACAGCUCCUUCAGGCACAGGAAGAGCUCAAGGUUGCCAAAAAAGAGCGUGACGGUGCAGUUGCAGAGAAACAUUCGCAGCUGGAACGACAAUGUGACCAUGUGUUUGAAAUUGAGAUGGGGCUGCGAAUGGAGUUGCAGCGGGUUGCCAACGAGCUCGAGACCACGCGUCAAGAGCGUGAGAAGGCAAUUUUGGAAGUGCAUUUGGAUCAGGAACAUCUGCGUGAGCAGAUUCGCCAGAUAGAGUUAGAGCUACGUGGAGCAAUUCAGCAGAAGGUUGAAGAGCUCAAGGUCGUUAAGAAAGAGCGUGAUGCGGCCAUUAGGGAGAAAUACUCACAGCUAGAACUCCAAUGUGAUCAGAUAACAGAGGUGGAGAUGGAGUUGCAAAGAGAUCUGCAGGAAGUGCUUGAAGAGCUUCAGAGCAUACAAGAAGAGCGUGAUACUCAACCAAACCAGAACUGCUCGCAGAAUGGAGCAAGCCUGCAGGAACACUUCGACAAAGUUCGAGAGAUAGAGCAAGAGCUGGCACAAUCGAGGGAGAAGCUUAAUUGUCUCAGAAAGCAGUAUAGCGUCACUUUCGAAUCCAAGCUUCCCAGUUCAGAGUCGUGGAUUAGCAACGAAGAGAGGUUUGGGAUUUUGUUGUAAAUGCAAAGUAGCCCCCGGAUGCGUAAGGUUCAAAUUCUGGAACUUGGUUUCAUAUUAACAGGAUCAGGAUUUUAGUUUAUACCUUCCAAGUGGUAUCACUCCACUUUCACAGGAGGUGCAACGGCCCAAGUGUGUGUAUCAUUUUCUCUUCUGUAAACAGCAGUAUUAUUUUGAUUGUUAUCA